GUCGUCCUCCUAACCUCAUGUUAUUGUUUUAUUACAUUUCUUUGAGACCAAAAUCGAUAGCAUCGUCCUUCCUUGGCAAUGUUACUCAUCAUUGGAAUCUUGCUCCUCUCCACAUCCAUUCCUGUGCGAGCCAACACAACAUUUAUCUUUGACGAGUUCAAUGGCUCGGCCCUGGCUUUCUAUGGGAAUGCUUCAAUACAGUCCAAAUUCAUCUCCCUCACGAGUGAAUCCCCCUCGGUACUUGGCCGUGCUCUAUAUGCAUACCCAGUCCGCAUGAGAGAUUCUCUCUCUUUCAGCACAACUUUCGUGUUCAACAUGGUUCCUUCGGCUUCAAAUCCUUCACUAAGUGGGCACGGCCUGGCGUUUAUCAUAACCCCACACAAGUCUCCGGUGGGAGCUUUAGCAGGUCAAUACCUCGGUCUGUUCAAUAUUUCCACCAUCGGGAAGGCUUAUAACCAUCUCUUCGCAGCGGAGUUUGACACAGGCAAAAGCGAAGAAUUUCAAGAUAUCAACAACAACCACGUUGGGGUAGAUCUCAACGAUCUUACUUCUGUAGACUCUAAGGCUGCCGGUUACUGGACUGGCGAUCAAUUCGAACAACUAACUCUCAAGAAUGGACAGAGCAUUCAGGCUUGGAUUGAUUACAGCCAUCCUCGGAAACAGUUGAAUGUUACAAUUACGCAAGCUGGUUCGCUUCGUCCACAGAAACCUCUGCUAUCUUUGAAAAACACGAGUCUGUGGGAUAUUCUGGAAGAAGAAAUGUACGUUGGUUUCUCAGGAGCUACGGGAACCAUGUUUGAAACGCAUUACAUACUCGCCUGGAGCUUCAGUACCGUCGGCGCGGCACCGGUCUUAAACAUAUCAAAUUUUCCAUCUUCCUUAAUACCCAACAAAUCCAAGUCAUGGCUAAGACCCGCCAUACUUGUAGUUUUGGUUGUUCCUGUCUUCUUCUGUGUUGCGGCAGUGGUAAUUUGUAUCAGGCUGAAAAGAAACAUGUAUAAAGAUGAUAUUGAAGAAUGGGAAACGGAGUAUUGGCCUCACAGAUUUAGCUACAAAGACUUGUAUAUUGCAACCAAGGGCUUCCAAGACGACCAAAUUUUAGGUUCUGGAGGCUUUAGCCGGGUCUACAAAGGAGUUUUACCUUCAAAUGGGCUUGAAGUUGCCAUCAAAUUUAUUCUCAGACACAGCACUGAAGGCAUGAAGUAAUUUGUAGCUGAGAUUUCAAGUCUUGGUCGUUUGCAGCACCGGAAUCUUGUGCAAAUCAGAGGGUAUUGCAGGCGGGGAACACAGUUAUUCAUAGUUUAUGACUACAUGCCAAAUGGAAGCCUGGAUAAGAUGAUAUUUGGGAAGCCAAAGAAUGUAUUUGGGUGGCCUCAAAGGCACAGAAUUCUGACGGACGUGGCGGCAGGAUUGCUGUAUCUUCACGAGGAGUGGGAGCAGACGGUGCUUCACAGAGACAUCAAAUCGAGCAAUGUUCUUUUGGAUUCGGAGCUUCGGGGAAAGAUGGGGGAUUUCGGGCUUGCUCGUUUGUACGAGCAUAAUGAAAACCCACAAACUAGCCGUGUUGUAGGAACCAUUGGCUACAUAGCCCCCGAAUUGAUAAACACAGGAAAGGCCACUACCGGUAAUGAUGUAUUCAGCUUCGAUAUCUUUAUGUUGGAGGUUGCCUGCGGAAGGAGACCUGUUGAUCCUGCUCGUGGUGAUUCACAAGAAAUUUUGGUCCAGUGGGUGCGCGAGCUCUAUGCCAACGAUAAAGUGAUCGAUGCAGCUGAUCCCAAUCUUGAUGGUGUGUUUGCUGAAGAGGAGUUGGAGAAGGUGCUUAAGUUAGGACUGCUAUGCUGUAAUACCAAUGCAGAGGCGAGACUAUCCAUUAGACAAGUUGUCCGAAUACUUGAAGGCGAGGAUUCUAUUCCUGAAUUUUUUCCAUUUCCAAUUUCCUUUGGAAUGGAUAAUUGUUUGAAUAAAAGUGAUAGUCUUACAGCUUCUUGUACUUGGCCCUCCAGUUCUUUCUAGGAAAAAAUGAUUCAGAUUAAGCACGGAGGGCAUGUACCAUCUCCCAGUCAUGGCCUUGUUCUCCGUUGGUGGCUUAGUCCCCUGGAUAUUUCUGCUCCGUAAUGCCGUGUUUGUUUUCUCUCGCUUGACAAAUUCGUGGUCAUUAUUCAUCGAUUACCGAAUUCAAAAUCAUGUGGCAUGUUCGCUUCACUAUAAUACAAAUCGCUUUUAGUAUCUUCAAAUUAUAAUGAAUACGCAACUAAGUUUGUUUUUUAUAUGUGACGAUUCCCUAAAUGGAUCAUAACU
This is a messenger RNA of Cryptomeria japonica (Japanese cedar), 2298 nucleotides long. RefSeq names its product L-type lectin-domain containing receptor kinase SIT2-like. Gene Ontology annotation, molecular function: ATP binding; carbohydrate binding. The record is from RefSeq and is a predicted model, not a curated record. The transcript has a single exon. Bases 79 to 1206 code for a protein of 375 amino acids. NCBI's taxonomy places the organism in Eukaryota, Viridiplantae, Streptophyta, Pinopsida, Cupressales, Cupressaceae.